This is a messenger RNA of Pyrenophora tritici-repentis Pt-1C-BFP, 423 nucleotides long. The record is from RefSeq and is a predicted model, not a curated record. Lineage: Eukaryota; Fungi; Ascomycota; Dothideomycetes; Pleosporales; Pleosporaceae.
AUGAAGUACUUUAUAUUGCAGCCAGCACGCUACCUUGUAGACUGGAAUGCAGCGUGGGCACUUGUCAGCAACAGAGGUCGAAUGCCACCCUGCGUUGGUAUUGCCACUGCAUCCGGUGAGAGGCCUCCUGCAAACAAAAACGUCCUAGACUUUAGCGUACAAGCCAUCGAAUUGACGAUAACUCACCGAAACGGCGGAACAUACGAAAACCAGGUCGAAGUUAUACGCAACUCUCAGCUUCCGCCAGAGAGCUCUUAUGUCGAAAGCGAUAGCUAUAAUAGCGGCCUUAUGUGGUACUAUUACCACUAUAAUGUCAUACCAGAAGGACAAAGUACCCAGACUAGCUCUGAACUCGGAGUUUUUGUGAAGAAGCUCGACGAGCAAAGUUUCGAAAAGCACGAACAGAGCUUGGAAUGGUACUAG